This is a messenger RNA of Onychostoma macrolepis, 2704 nucleotides long. RefSeq names its product gastrula zinc finger protein XlCGF8.2DB-like. Bases 126 to 1238 code for a protein of 370 amino acids. The transcript is spliced from 3 exons. The record is from RefSeq and is a predicted model, not a curated record. Gene Ontology annotation, molecular function: RNA polymerase II cis-regulatory region sequence-specific DNA binding; DNA-binding transcription factor activity, RNA polymerase II-specific. Lineage: Eukaryota; Metazoa; Chordata; Actinopteri; Cypriniformes; Cyprinidae. Gene Ontology annotation, biological process: regulation of transcription by RNA polymerase II.
GUUGGUCAAAACUGUGUAAAUGCAGCGAGAACAACAAACACAACUGUUUCAAACCUGCUGAAAAUGUUCUCAUGCUGAAAAACUCCUGCUGAAGAGACUGAGAUCCACGUGACACUGAUAUAAAGAUGGCGAUUAUUAAAGAGGAGAGUGAAGACUUCAGGAUUGAAGAAGUGUUUAGUCUGAAACAAGAAGAGACUGAGGAACAAACAGGCCUGCUGGUGCUAAAAGAGGAGAAUCAAGAUCUGAAUGAAAUGGAACAGACAGAUCAGAAUGUGAAACACCAUGAUUUAAUAACUGGUGAAAAACCUACACAGACUAAAACAACAACUUCUAAACGAAAAAGAGCUCAGAAAACCAAAUCUAACAGCUCUUUCACCUGCCGUCGUUGUGGAAAAAGUUUCGAUGAAAAACGAAAACUUAAAUUGCAUGAGAGAGUUCACACUGGAGAGAGGCCAUUCACCUGCCAACAGUGUGGAAAGAGCUUCACUCAACCAGGAGCCCUUAAAAGGCACAUGAGAACUCACACGGGAGAGAAGCCUUACACCUGCCAACAGUGUGGAAACAGUUUCACUCAAAAAGGACACCUUGAAAAUCACAUGAGAACUCACUCAGGAGAGAAGCCUUUCACUUGCCAGCAGUGUGGAAAGAGUUUCACUCAAAAACCACACCUUCAAGGACACAUGAGAACUCACUCGGGAGAGAAGCCUUUCACCUGUCAGCAGUGUGGAAAGAGUUUUACACAGAAAAACAGCCUUCAAUCUCACAUGAAAAUUCACACUGGAGAGAAGCCUUAUAAAUGCGAACAGUGUGGAAAGAGUUUCCAUGGAAAACAAAACCUUAAAGUCCACAUGAGAGUUCACACUCAAGAAAAGCCUUUCACUUGCAAGUAUUGUGGGAAGAGUUUCACACAUACAUGCACCCGUUAUUACCACAUGAGAAUUCACACUGGAAAGCAGCUGUACACAUGUGAUCGUUGUGGAAAGACCCUCACAACAGAAUUUAGCCUUAAGUGUCACAAGAUCAGGCACACUGGAAAGAAACCCUUCAAAUGUGAUCAGUGUGGAAGGCGUUUCAUACAUAAGUUAAGCCUUAAUUACCACAUGAAGACUCAUUUGCCAGAGAAAUGCUGUAAAUGUGCUCAGUGUGGAAAGAGUUUCAGUCAUAAUGGCAGCCUCCAUGCUCACAUUAAAAAACAACACCCUCGAGAGAAGCCUGUGGGAAGAGCUUCUCACAAAUAGAAAAUCUUAAGAUUCACAUGAAAUAUGUGUGGAAUCAUGUGAAGAAACCCACAUGAGAUUUAAUUCAGGGGAGAACUAUUUUAUAUGCCAUCAUUUUGCAAAGCGUUUCACAGUCAAAGGAAACCUGAAGACUCACAUAUGUAACACAGUUAAAAAGAACAUUUAAUUUAAAGAGUAAAGAUGUGUGAAUUUCGUAAAAUAAGGGAUUUGUUUGUAUUUGUUGGUGUUUGAAGGCUCCCCUCCUGUGGCUGUUAAUGGUUUUGCAGAUGUAGUAUUUUGUUCCUCUUCUCUUUCCAUACCGCAGCAGAUUUGAGUGUCGCUGCUGUGGGUAUGUACGAUUUUUCACGCUCUAACUCACUAAUGUAUUGAUUGUGGAAAUAAUAUGUUUUAUGUGAAUAUUUUCGACACAAUUGAAUGAAUUGAUGUAUUUGAACAUGAGUAUGUAAUGUAUUUAACACGGUUGUUGAGGUCAUUAUAAAUAUGUUGAAUUUCCUCGUGCAUUCACAAGCGGGAACGAGUGCAUUUCAUGUGGUCAUUGUGUCUGUCUUAAAAUUUCUGAUAAUUAAUUGUAAUACGAGUCGAGUGAAAGUGUCAUAUGUAUAUCUGCAGUAUAUUGUUUCCUUCAGCCAACCUGAUUUGUACCUGUUUUUCUAUCAAAAAGAAUAAAUCAAAUCUGAAGAAAUCCCAUGUGUGAGUGUGUCCUUUCACAUCCGUUAGACAUAGGAGUUCACACUGGUGAGAGAGACCUUUCAAGAUCAUUCUGGAAAUAAAGUGUGACUGUGACAAAGUUUACCAAAACAAUAUUUAAAAAUCACCAACAUAUUCACUCUGGAGGAAGGCCCGUUAACUGUGAUCAACAAAAACGUUGGCACGGGGGCAACAAAGGGCUGAAAAAACAAUACAUUUUUAAAAGAAUUCAGCUGGGAGAACAUCUAGCAACUAAUUAAGUUAAUUGACAUCGGGUCUGUAACAUAAAAGGGAUGUCUUAGAGAGGCAGAGUCUCUCAGAAGUAAAGAGAGACAGAGGCUCUCCAAUCUGUGAAAGAGUGCAUAAAAAGAUUGUGGAAUACUUUAAAAACAAUGUUCCUCAACAUCUACGGUGCAUAACAUCAUCAAAAGAUUCAGAGAAACUGGAGAAAUCUCUGUGUGUAAGGGACAAGGCCAAAGACCUUUGUUGGAUGCCCGUGGUCUUCGGGCCCUCAGACGACACUGCAUCACUCAUCGACGUGAUUCUGUCAUUGACAUUACUAAAUGGGCCCAGGAAUACUUCCAGAAACCACUGUCGGUAAACACAAUCCGCCAUGCCAUCAAAUUCCAACACCAAAACUCCAGAAACUCACAACCUCGAUGCCCAGACGUCUUCAAACUGUUUUGAAAAGAAGAGGAGAUGCUACACCAUGGUAAACAUGCCCCCGUCCCAACUAUUUUGAGACCUGUAGCAGGCAUCAAAGUUGAAAUGAGCUCAUU